AGAGGUGAUACCGCGUUGGAAGUUUGGAAAAGCGGGGAGGAGGAAAUCUUCGCUCACCGCUUGUUCGCUGCUGCUUCGCAAUCCCGUGUGUCGGUCCGUGUAGUGCGUGAGACUGGGCUGCUUGCUGUUGAAUAAUCGUACCCAUCGUCGAAACACCGUAAGGUCGACCGCUACACACUUUCUCCGCAGAUAACGGGGUCCCACUUUGGUAGACGGAAGUGCCACGGGUUACUAUAGCAGCAAACAUGGAGAUCGAAUUUUUGGACGCCAAAUCGUCGAAAUCGCUGGGCAAGUGUCGCGUGUCGGGCGACACCACACUGCAAGCGCUCAAGACGGAGGUGCAAAAGCUGAAGCCUGCCCUGACCGUGCACCGCCAGUCGCUCCGGCUGGAACCGCGCGGCAAGCCGCCAAAGGAAAGCGAAACGCUGAAAUCGCUCAAUGUCGCGGCCGGCGGCAAAAUCUACGUGCGCGAUCUCGGCCCACAAAUCAGCUGGAAGGGCGUCUUCCUGGCGGAGUACGCAGGGCCAAUCUUUGUUUAUAUGCUCUUCUACCAGCGCCCUUCGUUCAUCUACUCAAAUGCGGACAAUCCGAUGAGUCUUACCGCCAAAAUUGCGGCUGCAUGCUGGGUGGGACAUUACACUAAGCGUCUUCUGGAGACACUUUUUGUGCACCGUUUCUCCCAUGCGACGAUGCCCCUGAGGAAUCUGUUCAAAAACUGUUCGUACUACUGGGCGUUCGCUGGCUACGUGGCCUAUCACGUAAACCAUCCGCUGUUCACGGAACCUUCCCCCGCCCUGGUGUAUGCUGGGUUGGCCACCUUUGUGGUAAGCGAGCUGGGCAACUUUUCCAUCCAUAUUCUGCUGCGGAACUUGCGACCGGCAGGCUCGAACGUGAGGAAAAUCCCCGUCCCGGAUGCCAAUCCACUCACGCAGUUGUUCAACUUCGUCUCGUGCCCGAACUACACGUACGAGUUCUUCUCGUGGGUCGGCUACACCCUGAUGACGUCCUGCAUUCCGGCCGGUUUGUUCGCGGCCGCCGGCAUGUACCAGAUGACCGUGUGGGCCCUCGGCAAGCACCGCAACUACAAGAAAGAGUUCAAAGACUAUCCGAAGAGCCGCAAAGCUAUCCUUCCGUUUGUGCUCUAAGUUAAUGGGCGAUGGUUUACUAAUUUACGAAGAACCAAAACAAAGAACAAACAUAAGACAAAGCAGAGUCCGGGGUUAGAGAGAAAGAGAGAGAGAUUACGUUUUGGUAUUUUUCUACAUUAAGCAAAGGGAGUGGGAAUACGUUUUGAGCUAUUAAUUUAAUGUUUGCCGUUUACUUAUUAAACAUAGCUGUUUCUUUGUUUGUUUUCUGCGGUUGAGGUAACAUUUCCCUGCUCAGAUGGAAAAUUGUCACAUUUAUAAGAUUUAGACGUUCACAUAUUUCUUAUAAUUUUUUUUUUUGUAAAAUCAUUCACGAAAGACAGCAACCAACCAAACACGUUUUCUUGGGCGUUUAUUAGGAUUUCAAAUAUGAAUAGCUUUUUGAUUUACUGGUAAUUGUUUGCAGUCACAAGAUGAAGUGUGGUCAUAUCCCUUCGCAACAGCAUUCCUGGAGCCGCAUUUAUAAAUUGCCUUAACGAAACAUACUCAAGUUGAAACACAUGGAACGUUCAUUCCUUCGAUCACAUCGUUUUGGCAGAACUGUUUGGUGGAAUAUGACAAAAGGGCGGCAUUGACAACACUUCACAGAAGUAGACCUAUAUUCAAUAAGAGGAAAUGCAAAGCAGUGACAAAAUAAAUACAUUAAAGAAUACAAAACAAUA
Messenger RNA from Anopheles arabiensis, 1807 nucleotides. It is a transcript of the gene Sc2, whose product is annotated as probable very-long-chain enoyl-CoA reductase art-1. The transcript is spliced from 5 exons. The record is from RefSeq and is a predicted model, not a curated record. Lineage: Eukaryota; Metazoa; Arthropoda; Insecta; Diptera; Culicidae. Bases 246 to 1145 code for a protein of 299 amino acids. Gene Ontology annotation, molecular function: oxidoreductase activity, acting on the CH-CH group of donors. Gene Ontology annotation, biological process: very long-chain fatty acid biosynthetic process.